AUGACAGCCAGACUUAGGACAGAUUGUAUGAGGUUUCAGCUAAGCGAAUAUCUGUCCUCCCAGCUCCAAGUCAUAUGGGAGCAUAAGGUCUGGCAAUCAUUCGACUGUUCCAGCGGAUUAUGGCCUAUGGUACCGAGAGGUAAAAAAAUCGGCGAAGCCGUGGACGAGGCUUCUGUACGCCUCGAGCAUCCCCUGCUGCAGGAGGAAAUUAUUCCAGCCAAUGCAUCGCAAUCUGAAGAUGUUGACAGUGAGCAAGAUGAGGAGGAACCCUAUAGUGAUGAAGAAGACGAACAUACAGAUUCGGUGUUCAGUUACGACCAGCUCGACCGUGAAAACUCAGAGUUUACAGACGACCAAGUCGAAGCCGAUGGGGGCCACCAUGGCAAUUAUUCAAUGAUACAAGAUGAGUCCAACAAGGCUACAUUCAUGGAGUUUCUUGAACUUUUACACCAGUUAUGUUUCACCAUUAGCACUGAGCGUUCCAUCGAAGGUCGACCGAGCUCUACACUACUUGUAUUCUUCAGUGGAAUAUUUGGCUUCUCCCAAGAUUGCAAGCAUUUCUUACGCGCGAGGCAGUUUUGUCCAUAUCUCUCGGGUCUCAUCUAUAUUCAACGUCGGAUACUGAUGGAACGCGCCUUGCCGUUACGAGAGUACCGUGCUAUUGGGAUUCCACAACGUUCAUAUGUGAACCAGCUGGAUCAGUCGAAUUCAAUUCGAGAAAGGUACAUGAUAGCAGGCACACAGUACCCACUCGCUGAAAUGACUAGUCUCAGAGACUUUGGUCGCAAUAUCGCCCGUACCGAGCACCAUCCAUCUUGUUCUACGGGGAUGACUGCCGCCUAUAAGGUUAACCUUUAG
This is a messenger RNA of Fusarium mangiferae, 858 nucleotides long. RefSeq lists its product as uncharacterized. The transcript has a single exon. Lineage: Eukaryota; Fungi; Ascomycota; Sordariomycetes; Hypocreales; Nectriaceae. Bases 1 to 858 code for a protein of 285 amino acids. The record is from RefSeq and is a predicted model, not a curated record.